GAGGGGGUGGGGAGGAGGAGGAAGCGGCGGCGGCGGCUGCGGAUGUCGCUGCGACCGAGCGGCGUCUGAACAUACGGCGGCCUCCGAGCGCCCGACCCGGGCCUACGCCGGAGCCCACGCCCAGCUCUGCCGCCCCUCGCCCGCCAGGGCGGCCCUGCGCCCCUAGCCACUGAGGCGGCGCGCCCUGCGUCCUCCGUUGUCCGGGCCUGCCGGCUCUGGCGUCUGCUGGCUCCCCCUCGCUCGCCUGCGCCUUCCUGAGUCACCGCCGCCGCCAUGGCCGAGAGUGGUGAAAGCGGUGGCCCUCCGAGCUCCCAGGACAGCGCUGCCGCGGCCGAAGCGACCGGUGCCCCCGCGGCCGCUGCUGCCGCUGAGCCCAAGAUCAUGAAAGUCACUGUGAAGACCCCGAAGGAGAAGGAGGAGUUCGCUGUGCCGGAGGACAGCUCCGUCCAGCAGUUCAAGGAAGAAAUCUCUAAACGGUUCAAAUCACAUACCGACCAACUUGUGUUGAUAUUUGCUGGAAAAAUUUUAAAAGAUCAAGAUACACUGAGUCAGCAUGGAAUUCAUGACGGACUUACUGUUCACCUUGUCAUCAAAACACAAAACAGGUCUCAGGAUCAUUCAGCCCAGCAAACAAAUACUAGUGGAAGCAAUGUUACUACAUCUUCAGCUCCUAAUAGUAACUCUACAUCUGGUUCUGCCCCUAGCAACCCUUUUGGUUUAGGUGCCCUUGGAGGACUUGCCGGUCUAAGUAGCUUGGGUUUGAAUUCUACCAACUUCUCUGAACUACAAAGCCAGAUGCAGCGGCAACUAAUGUCCAAUCCUGAAAUGAUGGUCCAGAUCAUGGAGAAUCCCUUUGUCCAGAGCAUGCUUUCAAAUCCUGACCUGAUGAGGCAGUUAAUUAUGGCCAAUCCACAAAUGCAGCAGUUGAUACAGAGAAAUCCAGAAAUUAGUCAUAUGCUGAAUAACCCAGAUAUUAUGAGACAAACAUUGGAACUUGCCAGGAAUCCAGCAAUGAUGCAGGAAAUGAUGAGAAACCAGGACCGAGCCUUGAGUAAUCUGGAAAGCAUUCCAGGGGGAUACAAUGCUUUACGGCGAAUGUACACAGAUAUUCAGGAACCAAUGCUGAGUGCUGCGCAAGAACAGUUUGGUGGUAAUCCAUUUGCUUCCUUAGUGAGCAAUACGUCCUCAGGUGAAGGUAGUCAACCUUCCCGUACAGAAAAUAGAGAUCCAUUACCCAAUCCAUGGGCUCCACAGGCUUCUCAGAGUUCAUCAGCUUCCAUUGGCACCACCAACGCUGUGGGGGGCACUGGAAGUAGUACUGCAAGCAGCACUGCUGGGCAGAGUUCUGCACCAAGUUUGGGACCUGGAGUAGGAGCUAGUAUGUUCAACACACCAGGAAUGCAGAGCUUGUUGCAGCAAAUAACUGAAAACCCACAACUUAUGCAAAACAUGUUGUCUGCCCCUUACAUGAGGAGCAUGAUGCAGUCACUAAGCCAGAAUCCUGACCUUGCUGCACAGAUGCAGAAUCCUGAUACAUUAUCGGCAAUGUCAAACCCUAGAGCAAUGCAGGCCUUGUUGCAGAUUCAACAGGGUUUGCAGACAUUAGCAACGGAAGCACCUGGCCUCAUCCCAGGCUUUUCUCCUGGCCUGGGGACAUUAGGAAGCACUGGCGGCUCUUCAGGAACCAAUGGCUCUAGCUCUGCCCCUAGUGAAAACCCAAGACCCACAGAAGGAACCACGGAACCUGGACACCAGCAGUUUAUCCAACAAAUGCUGCAGGCUCUUGCUGCAGUAAAUCCUCAGCUACAGAGUCCAGAAGUCAGAUUUCAGCAACAACUGGAACAACUCAGUGCAAUGGGGUUUUUGAACCGUGAAGCAAACUUGCAAGCCCUGAUCGCAACAGGAGGUGAUAUCAAUGCGGCUAUUGAAAGAUUACUGGGCUCCCAGCCAUCAUAGCAGCAUUUCUGUAUCUUGAAAAAAAUGUAAUUUAUUUUUGAUAACGGCUCUUAAAUCUUUAAAAUACCUGCUUUAUUUCAUUUUGACUUUUGGAAUUCUGUGCUGUUAUAAACAAACCCAAUAUGAUGCAUUUUAAGGUGGAGUACAGUAAGAUAAUGUGGGUUUCUCUGUGUGGUUUUAUUUUUCUUGUGGAACAAUGGGAAUCAAUGCUUUUUCAUUUAAGGCUACUGCAUGCAUCAAACACUUCUGCAUUUAUUGUAAUUUUUAAAAAAAACUUCACCUUUUGUAGUGGGUGAACAGAUUUUUGUCCUGCAUCUGUCCAAUUUAUUUGCUUUUUAAACAUUAGCCUAUGGUAGUAAUUUAUGUAGAAUAAAAGCAUUAAAAAAAGCAAAUCAUUUGCACUCUAUAAUUUGUGGUUACAAUAUUCCUUAUUGUGACUUUGGCAUGUAUUUUUGCAAACAAAAUGCUGUAAGAUUUACACUACUGACAGUUUUACUUUAUUUGUAUACAAUAUAUUAUGCACAUUUGGGAAUGCAUUUCUAGAAACAUACAGCAGUAGAUUAUCUUGAAAAAACUUAUAAAUAAAAAAGUAAAGAUAAGGAAAUAAAGUUAAAUAUUUCCUAAUUGUGUAGAAUCUUACAGCAUCUUUGAUAAACAUCUUUAAGCAAAAGUGCCAGUUAGGUUUGUUGACUAUAUAGUAGAAAAGCUGAUUCUGGUUAUCUCUUUAAGGACAUUUAAUUGUACAGACAACAUAAUGUAACAUUGUCUCAACAUUCACUGAUUAAUUGUAAAUUACCUUAAUUUUUGUGCAGACAGAAGGAGCACUGUAAUAUAACCCAAAAGUGCAUUUGCCUAAGAUUUUUCAGCUUCUCCCAUAGGUAGUUUAACAGGCAUUACAGUUUGUAAUUGAAAUGUUGCUUUCACUGAAAGUGUCUUGAUGUUUCAGUUAUUUUUAAUUGCCAUAUAAAAAUAGAUCUAUCUUUUGGGUUUAUCAGAUUUCUCAUGCACAGGCAAUACAUGAAUUUAAAAUGAUUUGUGAGCUACUUGUUUCUGAAGUGUUUCGGUAGUUUAUUAAGAAAUAGGUAAAUAUUGUGCUUUUCAGAGCCUCAGAGAAGGGAACUUGGGGGAGGGGGUGGGGAUCUAUCCUGGAGUGGGCCAGCCUAAAUAACACUGGUGUAACCAAGGUUCUGUUAGGAUUUCUGUGCAUAUGAUGUAGUAAACAGGUAUCAUUCAGGGGUGAUAAACAAGAGCCGUUUUAACAAUGUUGAAUACAUUUGGCUGUUCUACAGCCUUUUUCUUUCCUCCUCAGAGAAGUUCUGUUUGCCUAACUCUCAAAUUGUUGGUGUGGUACAUUCCUUUAGGACCAAUUAAACAUAACUUUGGGUCAGUUAUAUAUUUGGCUGACUCUGGUUCAGUAUUCUCUUAGGUCAUUGUAGUCUCAUGUACAGGAAAUUAAAAUGUUCAAGUUACCUAAAAUGAGUUCAGACCAAUAAAAUCAAAGGAAAUACAAGUUGAAUUGUAUUACUUCUGUAAGUUGCUUGCUGUUAAAAAGGGUUAAGAGGUCAAGUUGCCCACCAGCCAUGCACUGUUCUGACACUUUCCCCAGGAGGAAAACUUGUAUGAAGGUCAAGGUGGAGGCAUGGCUAGAAGAAGUUGUUCAGGAUUACUCAUGUGUCUUUGCUCUCUCUGCCUUAUGCCUCAGUCUGGUUUAAAAUCUUGUACUGGCGAAUGGUGGUAUACAGUGUGGGAUAGUGUCAUAACCAAUUUGACAGUUAUUAAUCACAAAAUAACAAUAAAUCUCUAGCUUUUACA
Myotis myotis is the source of this 3768-nucleotide messenger RNA. It is a transcript of the gene UBQLN1, whose product is annotated as ubiquilin 1. Lineage: Eukaryota; Metazoa; Chordata; Mammalia; Chiroptera; Vespertilionidae. Gene Ontology annotation, cellular component: cytosol; autophagosome. The transcript has 10 exons. Gene Ontology annotation, molecular function: polyubiquitin modification-dependent protein binding. Gene Ontology annotation, biological process: regulation of macroautophagy; autophagosome assembly. The coding region runs from base 274 to 1956 and encodes 560 amino acids. The record is from RefSeq and is a predicted model, not a curated record.